AUGACUAUUCCGAGGAUGGAACUGACAGCUGCUACUAGUGCCGUUAGGCUUGGAAACAUGAUUAUAAGAGAGAUAGAAUACUCAUUUGAUGACAUUUAUUACUAUUCAGACAGUAUGUCAGUACUUCGAUAUAUAGCAAACUCAAAGACACGUUUUCACACUUUUGUAGCCAAUCGUUUGGCUGUUAUUCACGAAGCAACUAAAGUAAAUCAAUGGCACUACGUAGGCACAAAAGAAAACCCGGCUGAUUUAGCUUCGAGAGGAGCGACUAUUGAACAAUUUAACAGAAAUCCACAAUGGCUUCGUGGGCCAGAUUUCUUAUGGAAUAAAGACAUUAAAUUCCCACAGUGUACCGAGGACACUAGUUUUAUCGGCAAUGAUCCAGAAAUUAAGAAACCAGUGGCUGUUUGCACUGUAGAAUCAUUUGAAGGAAUGAAACGUCUUAUUUCUUACUUUUCGAAUUGGGAACGCUUAGUCACCAUAGCAGCACGGUUCGUACUUGCAGCCAAUCACUUUAGAAGUGUUAAAGACAGUAUUGAAAUCGAUGGAAACGGAAAAACGAGUAUGAAGAUGUCUGAUACGCUUACGACAAGUAUAGUUGAGUGUACAGAGAGGUCCUUGAUUAGUUAUGUGCAACAUAAACACUUUAAUGAUGAUAUACAGACUCUUGAAAAGAAAUGUCCUCUCAAAAUUUCUUCUAAACUGAGCAAUCUGGAUCCAUUUGUCGACAAAGAUGGAUUGCUUAGAGUUGGAGGACGAUUGGAGCGAUCGGAUAUUUCGUACGAAUCAAAACACCCUAUCGUCUUGCCUAAGGACUCACCGAUAUCAAGACUUAUUAUUGAGAACAUUCAUCGUUCAAUUGGACAUUUAGGAAAGAAUUCAAUCUUAGCCGUUCUUAGACAAAAAUAUUGGAUUUUAGGAGCCAAUUCUAUUAUUAAAGGCUUAGUGUCUAGAUGCGUCAGAUGUAAGAAAUAUCAAGGAACAUGCUCAAAACAGAAAAUGGCAAAUCUUCCGAAAGAAAGACUUCAGGCUGAUGAUCCGCCUUUCACAAGAAUUGGAAUAGAUUUCUUUGGACCCUUUGAGGUAAAGCAAGGAAGGAGUGUAGUUAAAAGAUAUGGUGUGAUUUUCACAUGCCUGACUAUUAGGGCAAUACACCUCGAAUUGGCAUAUUCAUUAGACACUGACUCUUGCAUAAAUGCUAUAAGGAGAUUUAUUUCGAGAAGAGGAGUGCCAGUCUUUAUAAGGACAGACAAUGGAACAAACUUUGUUGGUUCAGAAAGGGAACUAGGAGAAGAAAUAAAAAGAUGGAACUUAAAUCAAAUACAGGAAUUCAUGAUUCAGAAACGCAUUCAGUGGGAAUUUAAUCCGCCGUCUGCAUCACACUUUGGAGGAGUAUGGGAACGCCUUAUUAGAUCAGUGCGUAAGGUAUUCUAUUCAGUCAUGCACGAACAGAACAUUCGACUAACUGAUGAAGGACUUAUGACUCUAUUCUGUGAAGUAGAAAGUAUUCUUAAUGGACGUCCGAUCACAGAAGCGUCAGAUAGUAUCACAGACUUAAAUGUAUUGACUCCGAAUCACUUGAUACUUCAACGUGCGGGUGAAAGCUUUCCACCUGGUGUGUUCUCUAAGACAGACAGCUAUGUCAGAAGGCGAUGGAGACAAAUCCAGUAUCUCGCUGAUUUAUUUUGGACUAGAUGGCGAAAGGAAUACUUACCUCUAUUGCAGCGCAGAACAAAAUGGACAAAACCGACAAGAAAUAUGAAAGUAGGAGACAUAGUUCUCAUUUCCGACAAUGCACCGAGAAAUUCGUGA
Molecule: messenger RNA, 1812 nt
Organism: Mytilus trossulus (common blue mussel)
Lineage: Eukaryota; Metazoa; Mollusca; Bivalvia; Mytilida; Mytilidae
Exons: 1
Coding region: 1-1812 (603 amino acids)
Biological process (GO): DNA integration
Molecular function (GO): nucleic acid binding
Source: RefSeq, a predicted model, not a curated record